Molecule: messenger RNA, 831 nt
Organism: Trichomonas vaginalis G3
Lineage: Eukaryota; Parabasalia; Trichomonadida; Trichomonadidae
Product: keratin-associated protein family
Exons: 1
Source: RefSeq, a predicted model, not a curated record
GAUGGAGACAUUGAAGCUUUAUGUUAUGGAUCAAAUGUUUAUGUUCUCGUUUCAGGUGAAAUGGUCUAUUCAUAUCCUGUAAGUUAUAACAGACAUAUUUAUUUAUCACAGGAUUUAUCAAAUUGGGAAUUGGUUUAUUCAUUCACUCCAAAAUUUACUCAAAAUUAUAGAUUUACAAAUUUAUUUUAUAUUGAUGGGUAUUUCAUUGCUUUAGGAUGUGGUGAUUUAGUAAAUAUCAGUAGUGAUGGAAAAAACUGGUCUGAAAUCACAAAAUUUCAAGAUGUUAGAAAAGCAAUUUUCAAAAAUAAUACGUUAAUAUUGAUAACAAGACCAGUUUUAAAUACUCACCCAAAUUCAAUAUUAUAUAAUAAAUUCAAUAUUCAUAAUGGAUUAAAUACAAUUCUUGAGAUGAUUUACCCCAUUGGUUCUAUUUAUACAUCAAUGAACUCAACAAAUCCAGCAACAGUUCUGGGUUUCGGUACGUGGGAGCAGAUUGUAGAUAAAUUCCUCUAUUGUGCUAAUAGUUCAAAGGAAACAGGAGGUUCGAAGAAAAUUAAAGAAGCAAACCUUCCACCACACACUCAUACAGGAACUACAAACUUUUCUGGCGACCAUAGUCACUCAUUAAGAGACCAUCCAUUAUACAACUCAGAAUAUUAUGCUGGCAAUGACGUUUUAUCUCCAGAUUAUAACCAUUCGGCAAAAAAGACUUUUCGACCAACUGAACCAGGAGGAAAUCAUUCACAUACUUUCACAACAAAUCCAACAGGCUUGGGUGAAGAUUAUAUGCCACCAUUUAUGACUGUAUUCGCAUGGUACCGCAUUUAUUGA